CCAAUGAGGGCUGCUUUUCCUGUAUCAGCUUGCUGUUCUUGGACAACAAGUCAACAUUGAACUAGCUCUAAACUUGGCGGCAGAACUCUUCAUUCAAACUUACUUAACUAAACUCCACUGGUUUAAUUCUCUCCUGUGUCUGUGCAUUAUUUCAUUCUGGGAUACACAUUGUGGGAUCAUGGCUACAUCUCGCCUGUUUUUGAAUGCAUUUUUGAAUGCUAUUCUGCUCUUGAGUGGCAUUUCUUACAGUCAGAAUCCCAACGUUGAAAAUACAGCCGCGCAGACGACCAAUCGGACGGUUGCGCCGUCUGGCGCCCCUGAGGUCACUCUAGCAACCCCGGGGUCAGAUGUAGAGGACAAAACUAUAUCGCCUGGGAGUCGUUGUUGGGGAUACUUCGAUGUGAUGGGCCAAUGGGAUCCGCCGUUUAAUUGUAACGUGGGAAUUUACUUGUUCUGCUGCGGUUCCUGUUACUAUCGGUUCUGUUGUCAGUUCAAGGUUCACAGCCUGGACCAAACGUCUUGUUCCAAUUAUGAUACACCAGUUUGGGCCAAUACGGGCAAGCCAGCGGCCCCGGUAACGGAUGUGCAGGAGGAACCGGACCGGGAUCGCACUCACAUGAUUGUUUAUAUAAUCUGUGGAGUGGUUGCCAUCAUGGUUUUGGUGGGGAUCUUCACUAAACUGGGCUUGGAAAAGAGUCAAGGAGGACAGACGGACAUGACCAACUCCAGGGCCCUGACAGAACUGCUGAAACAGCCAAGUGAGGUAGGUGGCAUGGACAGAGGAGGAGGCCACCACCCAAUCAGAUCCAACGGCAUUUCUGGGAGAUCGAUGCGCACCAACAACGAGCAUAACCACCUGAAUAACGCCACACUUCCUCCUUUGACACCCUCAAUGGCCCUGUCCCAACCCCACAACAAUCUGGGCUUCAACAAAUACACCUCUAUCAAAGCCAUGGAUGUGACAGCUAGGGACUACUACCCCAAGAGCUACCACAUGAUGGAAUACACACACCGUCAAUCCUCGCCUGCAACCUUCCAACCCAUCGCUUUCCACCCCAAAGACAAACCUUUCCUACCCCCUCCAGAUAUCCAUACUCCUUUGGCCAUCACCAUCACGUCAGCCCAAGUCCCCAAGCCCAAAAUCUCUAAGACCAGCACUCACCCUCUCACCACCAGCUCAGCCUUCAAAGUCUGGGACCCCACUUCAUUUUGGAAAUACAUUUUACUUCUGGACCAAUUCCAGGGACAGCAGCUCCAAAAAUAGGGUGGCAAUACAAUUACUGCAUGCUCCUGGAUGGAUAUUUUCGACCAUUUAAUAGAUGUGAGGUUGUUUCAACAUGUUCUCAUAGGUCAAACAAGAAAACGAUGCUUCGUUCUGUCUCUGUGGCAGACACUUCCAGGGUGGCAUUGGGUUUCAGGAGCCAAACCCUGGAGGACAGACACAGCCGUCAGCUAUCCUGGCACAAAGAUGCCAAGCGAUGCCAAGGUAAACCAGCUACACAGCACUUGGCCUGAACUGAGCCACAUUGCAUGCUGUGAGGUCAUGAAUACUGUCUUUGAGAGACACUUGGAAAUACUGGAGCUUAUUUUCAUCUGUGAAAAACCAGUCAAUGUGCUCUUAGGGAUGGUCGAGACAUGGUCUCUGGCUGAAUCAAUUGAGGAAUAAGAUCCAGGAAUAAACUACUGUAUGAAUCUUAUUUCUGACUUUUGCACCAUGAAGCAUUGGAUUGGUCAAUAAACCAUUUAAACCUGUGGAGGUUUAGGACCUACAAUGAAAAUCAAAUAAGGAUGAGUACAUGGACAUCUGCUACACAAAAAAUGCAAGGUGUAAAUGUUCGUUUUUGCUUCCAAAUACAGUUUCAUACAAGUAUGAAGACAUUCUCCAGUGGUUAUUUAAAACCACCCAAAUAAGCCUAAUGGCUUUUGUUUCUGUUUUCUUCUUAAAAUUAGUGUUCUACCUGCGAUGUGAAUGCCACUGGGUAGCAUUUUAUCUUUAGCAAUACAUUAUGUACUUUUUACUGUUUAUGUACAAUUUGCAAUGUUGUCUUUUUUUUGUACCGUAAGCGCUAUUGGAAACAGUGUCAAGCCUGCCACAGUUGACAACCAUUUUACAAAGAUAAAGUGCUUCCGAAUUUUAAUUAACUUCUAAUACCUUCCUUACUAACUUAAAACUGUAGUUCACCAAAAAAAAGAGUUAGGGGUCUGCCUAACAUCUCUUUUUGUGUUCCAUGAAAGAAAGAAAGUCAUACAGGUUUGAAACAAUAUAGUGAUUGAGUAAAAGACAAAAUGUUCAUUUUUUUGGUGAACUGUUGCUUUAAAAGAUGAUUUGCCAUAUUUGAAUAUUGCGCUAUAUGUAUAGAGCAUAUGCUAUUUAAUCAUUUUUAAAAGAUGUAUUAUAACCAAUGCUUGAAUGACAUCUUAGUUACCAGUCCAGAGACAUGUAAUAUGUGUAUUGGAGAUUCACAUAGUUUCAAUUUGUUUGGUAGUACGUUUGUACGCUUUAUUCUUAUGCACUGUUUUAAAAUGUGCAGUUUGUCUAUGUAUAAUUUGGUUGAAUUAUACUAAGGGCUUUUAAAAGAAGUACAGUAUGUGCUCUUAACAGGAGUUGCCCCUUAAGUACUGAUCAAGCUCCAACAAUGUUCAAUAGAAUUUUCAAGGCAGCCUUUAACUCGGGCUGUGCAUUAUAACCUCACAAAACGCAAACAUUUUGUCCAACGCAGCAAAAAUAAGAUGGUCACUCCUUGAGUUAACAGGGACUUUUCUUGUUUGGACCCUGACAGUAUAUGCAAACACGUUUAAAGGAGAGAGCAUGUGAGAACUUAGAGGAGCGAUGGAGACAUUUGGAAUCACUGAUCUUGCUCUCCGAUUGAACUAACCAGCAUUUAAGGAAAUCCAAAGCCAGCUACAGAAUUGUAGGUUGAUCCUAAUUAAAAUUCACCCUCUCACAAGGUUACAUCAUUGAUAAAGAGAAAAACUGGAGGAGUAAUUAGGCUUGCUUGUUGACUUAAAGGGCCAGUGUUUAUUUUUUCAUCCCCACAAUACUGGCAUUGACAAAUAUCUCCUGUCUCAGUAGCUAUGUUACAUUUUCAUGUUUACUAGUUAUAUACAGGUUAUAUGUUUUUUCAUAAAAAAAAAAGCAAAAAGUUAAAUAUAUAAAUAUUAUGUAACAUUUGUAAGUUUAUGAUGUGAAUAUAAACACAUGUGCGUGUACUGUACACACUUCAGAGAUGAGCUGGAAUGCCCCGCCAACAACUCUCAAUGGUCCAAAAUCCUGAAAAUCGUUCUGAUUCACUUUCAAUUUGGACAGACAAACUACUGGAAACUACUUCACCCAGCAAUUUGAUUACAACGUUAGGGGGGCAGUUCACGCUGCAAAACACUGAGUACCGAGCACAUCGUUUUUCUUCUAACUCUUUAUAUGUCACCUUUCAUCUUCUCACUUUAUAGAGUGCAACAGUUUGGUUCUACAAGUCCAAAUCGAAUUCAUCGUUUCAAUAGGAGCAUUGAGUUUUUUACUAUAACUUAUAAACCUUUAAAAACAGAUGCACCGUGAGCUCAGAGGUUGUCAAUCAAUGAUAUGUGCCUCUUAUGAAGCCAUUAGUUGGCGUUGUGUCAGCUUAAUAAUAACGUUUAAAAAUCUAGAUUAAUACUGGAAUUUAUGGUGAAGAACUAGACUACGUUCCUGCUGAGAAAGAUUCAACAAUCAGAGAAUCCCAGCAAACAAAGCACACCAAAAGAGCUCUGCAGUGACCAUCCACUUCCAUGAUGCACUGCGAAUGACGCACUGAAGUCUUAUUCCCUACACCUGCAUAUAUCUGAAUAUUUUGCAAUAAACUUAAAAAUAUCGAUUUUAUACUUAUAAUCAGCAACUUUUAAUUCAUAGUUUUAUAUUUUUUCAACGUUUUUAAUUAGAUUAUAUCAUUCAACGUGCUUCAUGUGAUUGUAGUUCAUUCCCUUAUAAAAACAGUAAGUACACAGUCUUGUACCUUGGUCUUUUCAUCCGAUUUUCCAAAUCUGUUUUUGUUUCAAAUCAAAAUUUGUAAUGUUGUGAGUUACCUCAGAGCUGGUUGGUUUGGUUCAUCACUUAGAACUCUUUUACUAAGGAUUUUAAGAAAUCCCUAUAGAAAACAAAUGCAUGGGAAAAAUACUUCUAAGACGGUUGAAAAAAAAUGGGUGGCACUGUUGCACUCCUAUGCUCUACUGAUAGAUGCAAAUGCACAUACAGGCCCUGUAGGACCUGGGCAUGCACGCAGUCUAGAGAGGUUUGUUGAUAAAUAAGAGUGAUCUAGUUUUUGUUGCACCACUCACUUGCAGUAUAGACACAGAUUUAAAUGCAAGUUGAUUGUAGUCUCUCUCAUUUGCUUUCCUUUUGUUUAUGUUUGUUCCUAUCUAACUCUCUCUCUCUCUCUCUCCAUGGGGACAGUGGGUGAUACAAAUCUUAGCCUUCAGUGAUAUCUAAGUUAAUAUGGGUCUCCAGAGGCUGCAGAGAGAGAGAGAGAGAGAGAGAGAGAGAGAGAGAAAUGGAUAAUACAGUACAUGAUGAUGAAGAGCUGUGGGUGGAGGGAGGGAGAAGGAUCUGUCAUCCUCUUCUCUCGUUUCCAUGUACUUCAUCUCUUUUGCUUGUCUAAUGCCCCAUUUCCAUAUCUGCCAUGUAUUUUUUUCUCCUUAAGUCUGGUUGCACUUUGAGCAGACGCUAAAUAAUUCAGAUAAGUAAAAUUUGCAGGAUGGCGAAAGAGAGAGACACAGUCACAGAAACUGAGUGUUGCAGAGAGCUCAUGAAAGACUGUCGAGAUUCAAAAGCAAAAAAAAAAGACCUGUUCAAUCCACGCAAGUGUUUGGGAACAAUCUCAAUGUACAAUGGUUUUAAAAGCAUUUGUUGACUGUUAAAAAGGUCUUAGGUCUGGGAAGCUUGACAUUAAAGCAAUAGUUAAUCCAAAAAUGACAAAAAUGAUGUCCUCAGUUACUCACCCUCAUGUUGCUCCAAACCCAUUUGACUUGCCUUCUUCUGGGGAAAUCAAACGGCACUAUAAAUGGAAGUGAAUGGUGAAUGAGAUCUUAUUUUGUGUACUGUACCAGAGAAGAAAGUCAUACAGGUCUGGAACAACAUGAAAGUGAGUAAAUGAUUACAUCACUUUGGGUGAACUAUCCCUUUAAAAUUUUAAAGGCCAUAGCUACAAACCCAAUGAUCUAAUAAAACAACUGUUAUAACUGUCAGAUAGAAAGAGUUCUGUACAGGUUUGCUGUUAGGUACGCAUGAGAGAAACUUUAUUCAGUAAAUUGUGAUUAAUAUUAUUAUUAUUAUUAUUAUUAUUAUGAAACCAAUUUUUACUAUAAGCAGUGAACAUUAUGAACAGAUGGUAGUGCAUAUUUGGAUGUUAAUAAUGACAAGGACAGCGAUGAUGAUAAAGAUGCUGAAGAUGUCAACAGUGACCAUGCCAACACAACGGCAAAGACAAUGCCAACUGUUUCUACAACAUUAAUAGCAAUUUAUAAGGAACAUACAGACAUGAUUAAACUGAUUUAAUGGCUUUUUAAGCAUCUCUUUCUAACAGAAACAUUGUAAAGUGUUCUUUGUAUAAACUUGUUUAAAAAAUAAAAGGCAGAGUG
Molecule: messenger RNA, 5607 nt
Organism: Xyrauchen texanus (razorback sucker)
Lineage: Eukaryota; Metazoa; Chordata; Actinopteri; Cypriniformes; Catostomidae
Product: protein shisa-9-like
Exons: 5
Coding region: 179-1264 (361 amino acids)
Biological process (GO): regulation of short-term neuronal synaptic plasticity; regulation of AMPA receptor activity
Cellular component (GO): postsynaptic density; postsynaptic membrane; dendritic spine membrane
Source: RefSeq, a predicted model, not a curated record